Arabidopsis arenosa is the source of this 1081-nucleotide messenger RNA. NCBI's taxonomy places the organism in Eukaryota, Viridiplantae, Streptophyta, Magnoliopsida, Brassicales, Brassicaceae. The record is from the annotation of a GenBank genome assembly.
AUUUCUGCUGUUGGUGAUCUUAACCUUGUUGACCAGCCUGCGUCUCUUCCUUUGUGUGACCCAAUGGAAUUCCUCUGCUUAGCUCAGCCUUCUCAGAAUAUUUCUACGGUGUAUAGAACUGGUUGCUUUGCAACUAGUUCUUCCGGGAAUAUUCCGAAGAAUACUAAGCAAAGAAAAAGACCAAGCAAAAUUACCAGGAAACUCAAGCAGGCUGCCUCUUUGGUUCCCAAGGAAGCUGUCAAUAUAGAGGAAGGGUUAAAUUCUGGUUUCUUGGUCCAGAAGAAGAGAAAUAAAGCAGGACAUCCAGUGAAUGAAGAAGCAGUUCCACCUAUCUUAAAGUUGGGUUUUGAGAUAGGUCAGCAAGACAAAAGAAAGGCAGUGGAAGAGUUGUCUACCCCAUCCAAACUCUCCAAACCCAAACAAUCAAAGGAGACGCUUGGUUAUGACAGAGUUUAUACAGUGGAACCUGAAGGUCAUAGUGGUGGGUUGGCUUUAUUUAUUAAGGCUGGUGUUACAGUGGAUCUGAGAUUUGUAGAUAAGAAUCUUUUGGAUUUUCAUGUUCAGUUUGGUGCUGUCUCUUGCUUUGUGUCUUGUAUAUAUGGUGAUCCUGUUUUCAAGAAGAGACUUCUCAAUUGGGAAAGGUUAAGUAGAAUUGGGGUUGGAAGAAGAGACCCUUGGUGUAUAGUCGGUGACUUUAAUGAUAUUUUGCACAAUGGAGAAAAGAUUGGCGGUCCAAGAAGAGGUGAUUACAUCUUUAAACCUUUCUCAGAGAUGAUUGCUGCUUGUAAUUUGGUUGAACUCCCGAGUCAUGGUAAUGGCUUCACAUGGGCUGGUCGUCGUUAUGAUCUAUGGAUACAAAGCAGAUUAGACCGAGCUUUUGGAAACAAAGAAUGGUUCGCCCUCUUUCCUGUUUCAAAUCAGUCUUUCUUGGAUCGUAGAGGAUCGGAUCAUAGACCAGUAUUGAUCAAGCUCACUGCUUCUCAGGAUCAAUAUAGAGGGCAAUUCAGAUUUGACAAAAGAGAUUGAGGUUUUGCAGGAAAGCAUUAAGCUCUUGGAAGAAGAAUAAUAAUCUGAAUUCUAA